Messenger RNA from Cornus florida, 2419 nucleotides. RefSeq names its product putative kinase-like protein TMKL1. The coding region runs from base 301 to 1377 and encodes 358 amino acids. Gene Ontology annotation, biological process: protein phosphorylation. Gene Ontology annotation, molecular function: protein kinase activity; ATP binding. The record is from RefSeq and is a predicted model, not a curated record. NCBI's taxonomy places the organism in Eukaryota, Viridiplantae, Streptophyta, Magnoliopsida, Cornales, Cornaceae. The transcript is spliced from 2 exons.
UCACAUGGCUCCAUCUGUGAAUCCAGUAGCCAAUCUCUCCCUCUAUCCUCUGCAACUCAUUUCCAAAAUAAGUCCUCUUCUACCGGUAAUACAAAUCCUCAUCAAUCUUUAAGAAAUUCUACAACUUUAUAAUUCAAUUCUCUCUCACUUUUUCUUUCUUUUUUUUCCAUCUCCAUCACCUCAUUAUUUGCAUUCUACUUCCAACAAUCACAUUCCGACUUUAUACAUCUUUUUACAUUCCACCCAGAUCUUGGGUCUUUGACUACCAAAACCCAAACAACCCAUUACAAUUCUCAUGAAAUGGAACAUAAACACAUGCUCAUACUAGUCCUCGGACUAAUCUCUGCAUCAGUCACAUCAAUUCUGUGCUUCAUGAUCUGUGUUUGUCGACGAAGAAGGUCCCCGAAAGAGGACGAGUCCAGUGACAUAGAAGCUAGCCUAGAGUUUAAAGAAAGGGACGAUGAGUUUGGUAUGGAAGAGUUGAUCAAGUUUGGCGGCGGCGAGAAUCUGGGCAUAUAUGACAUAUUGGAAGCUCCUGGGGAAGUGAUUGGGAAAUCUGGUUAUGGGACAUUGUACAGAGCGAGUUUGGUGAGGAUUGAUGGGGUUGGAUUGCUCCGGUUCUUGAGGCCGGCGUGUACCGGGAGGAUGAGGGAAGUGGUGGGAGUGAUAGAGUUGUUGGGGUCCGUCAGACACCCCAAUUUGGUGCCUCUUGUUGCUUUUUAUGCUGGGCCCAGGGGGGAGAAGCUGCUGGUUCAUCCCUUUUAUGGCUGCGGCACUUUGGCUCAAUUCAUUAGAGAUGGAAAUGAAAAUGCUCACAAAUGGACCAUCAUUCAAAGGAUCUCAAUUGGUAUUGUUCAAGGAAUAGAUUAUCUUCACACAGGAAUGGAAAAACCCAUCCUUCAUGGAAAUCUCAAGUCGAAGAACAUAUUAUUGGAUCGGAAUUACCAACCGCACGUUUCAGAUUUCGGACUAUAUCUGCUCCUGAAUCCCACUGCAGGGCAAGAAAUGCUUGAAGCUUCUUCAGCUCAGGGAUACAAAGCUCCCGAGUUGAUCAAAAUGAAGGAUGUGAGUGAAGAGACUGAUAUAUACAGCCUUGGGGUGAUUUUACUUGAAAUCCUAACAGGGAAGGAUCCAGUCAGUGAGAAACCAACAGCUCCUCAGGAUUUUUACUUGCCAAACUUCAUGCGGAAAGCGAUUCUUGAUCAUCGAAUUAUGGAUCUUUACCAUCCGGAGAUCGUUCUUGGCCAUGAAAGCCCGGUUAUUGAAGAGCGUAUUCUCAAAUUCGCGCAGCUUGCCUUGGCUUGUUGCUCUCCUUCGCCUUCUCUUAGGCCUGACAUAAAGCAAGUUCUUAGGAAGCUUGAAGAAAUUGGAGAGUAAGGGCCUGUUUGUUUUGGUUUUCUGAUAACAGCUUUCUGUUUUCGGUUAACAAUACUAAAUUUUGUUUCGUUGAUAGUUUCAAAAAAGGUAUGCUUUAUAGUUAUCUGAAAACAGAAUUUUUAGAAACAAUUUUCAAAAAACUGAACCAAACAGGCCCUAAGAAAUCUUUUUUAUUUUUAUUUUUAUUUUUAUUUUUUUGCAGAAAAUGAGCUUGAUGUUGAUGAGAAACUGGCACAUAUACAAAUAUAAAGUUAAUACAAUUGAUAGCAUAACAUUUGCCGGGAAAAUUGUCAUAUGUGGAUGACCCUUACAGCAAGCAAUUGACCAUUUCAGGCUACCCAACAAAGGUUGUAGAUUUCUUGACAUUGAUGUUUAUGGCUAAAGUCCUUUUAAAGAGAUACACUUGAGAGUUUUGAAGCAGAAAAUGUUGAAAAUUCCAGCUAUAUACAACAAGGAUUGCUGAGUUGCUGAUUGGAACUCUUGAAUAUAGAAUUUCCCAUGUGCAGAUAAUUGUGGAUCAAUUGGGUGGGUCCCAUCUGCAAUAGAUAUAUAUAUAUAUAUAUAUAUAUAUAUAUAUAUAUAUAUAUUGUGGUUGAGUCAUUUGUGGCAUGAUUGUGGUAGAGAUCAGUGGAUGACCCAUUCAAUUCAAUGGGUGUGUUCUUCUAGUUACUUGUCAAUUUGGUACUUUAAUUGCAAGUUGUGUUCGACAAAAUUUGAAGAAUGCAUUUCAGAGUGAGAAAUAGGAGGAGGGUGGGGAUAUUUACUUCUAUUGCUCAAUGAUGACAUGCUCCACAAAUGCCAUUAACUUUAGAGAGACGGAGAGGCUAAAGACUAAAGAGCCCCUCGUGACAAUUUAUAUAUUAUUUUCCUCAAGUGGAGUUUAAAGACUAUAGUGUGAUGAUUAGUUCACAGUUUUGUAUAGAAUAAUAAUGCAACUCUUUCCAUUCUGGAGUUCUUUCCUCUUGGAGACUAACAGCAAAUGUCAUUGUUCUGAAAUGGUUUUCAGUUUUGUUACUAUCAAUAAAGUCAAUGUUGGUGGUGA